Molecule: messenger RNA, 5051 nt
Organism: Oryctolagus cuniculus (rabbit)
Lineage: Eukaryota; Metazoa; Chordata; Mammalia; Lagomorpha; Leporidae
Gene: PPP1R37
Product: protein phosphatase 1 regulatory subunit 37
Molecular function (GO): protein binding
Source: RefSeq, a predicted model, not a curated record
CGGCACCCAUCACCUGUUCGUUCUCCCACUGAGCGCAGCCGCUGGCGCCCUUCCGUCUGCGUCACCAUCCUUUUACCAAGCAUCAUCACCAGCCCGGCCCCUCCAAGCAGACGCUCGUGUCCUGUCAGCUCUCUCCGCUUCUCCGUUACGUGGGCUCGUGACGAAAGUGCGAGCCCGAGCCUCGGCCUGCGAGGUCCGCGCCUGCGCGCUGCUCCGGGAGACGGCGUCCGCUCGCCCCGCCUCCCCGUCUGCGGUUCCGGCGCUGCAGAUUCGCCGCUCACGGCUCUGUUUUUUUGCCGUGGCUCUUUGUGAUCUUUUGUUCCCCCUUUCACGCCGCCCGUGAGACAGUGCUACCUGCAGGUAGCUUGGUUCUGUUUUCGGGCUUUCUCAGGACGCGGACGCUCCCCCGCCCCCGGCUACUCUAGCGAAAGUGCGACUGCGAACGCGCCGGCGCGCUCGGGCUCGGCGGAGGCGCGCUCGGGCUCCCGGCGACGACGACUACGACGACGACGAGGCGAGCGGACGGAGGCGGCGCCUGAGGCAGCGGUGGAGCCCAUGCCCCGGGACGGCGGGAGGGCCCGGAGAGACGAGUCCGGGGCCCGGGGCAUGUCCCCGGGGCCCCCGUGAGCAAGCGGCGGCCGCGGCGGCGAUGGAGAUCCCGCCGCAGGAGGCGCCGCCCGGGCCGGGCGCGGACGGCGACGCCGAGGAGGCCGCUGGCGAGGCUGGGUCCCCCGGGCCCGCCUCGCCCCCCGCCGACGGGCGCCUCAAGGCUGCGGCCAAGCGCGUCACCUUCCCGUCGGACGAGGAUAUCGUGUCCGGCGCGGUGGAGCCCAAAGACCCCUGGAGACAUGCCCAGAACGUGACCGUGGACGAGGUGAUCCGUGCCUACAAGCAAGCCUGUCAGAAGCUGAGCUGCAGGCAGAUCCCCAAGCUCCUGCGGCAGCUGCAGGAGUUCACGGACCUCGGGCACCGCAUCGACUGUCUGGACCUGAAAGGUGAGAAGCUGGACUACAAGACCUGUGAGGCCCUGGAGGAGGUCUUCAAGCGGCUGCAGUUCAAGGUCGUGGACCUGGAGCAGACGAACCUGGAUGAGGAUGGUGCCUCCGCCCUCUUCGACAUGAUCGAGUACUACGAGUCGGCCACACACCUCAACAUCUCCUUCAAUAAGCACAUCGGCACGCGGGGCUGGCAGGCCGCCGCCCACAUGAUGCGCAAGACCAGCUGCCUGCAGUACCUGGACGCGCGCAACACGCCCUUGCUGGACCACUCGGCGCCCUUUGUGGCGCGCGCCCUGCGCAUCCGCAGCAGCCUGGCGGUGCUGCACCUGGAGAAUGCCAGCCUGUCGGGGAGGCCCCUCAUGCUGCUCGCCACGGCCCUGAAGAUGAACGUGAGCCUGCGGGAGCUGCACCUGGCCGACAACAAGCUCAAUGGUUUGCAGGACUCGGCCCAGCUGGGCACCCUGCUCAAGUUCAACUGCUCCCUGCAGAUCCUGGACCUGCGCAACAACCACGUGCUGGACUCAGGUCUCGCCUACAUCUGCGAGGGCCUCAAGGAGCAGAGGAAGGGGCUGGUGACCCUGGUGCUGUGGAACAACCAGCUCACGCACACGGGCAUGGCCUUCCUGGGCAUGACGCUGCCACACACGCAGAGCCUGGAGACCCUGAACCUGGGCCACAACCCCAUCGGGAACGAGGGCGUGCGGAACCUCAAGAACGGGCUCAUCAGCAACCGCAGCGUGCUGCGCCUCGGCCUGGCCUCCACCAAGCUCACGUGCGAGGGCGCGGUGGCGGUGGCGGAGUUCAUCGCCGAGAGCCCCCGCCUCCUGAGACUGGACCUCCGGGAGAACGAGAUCAAGACGGGCGGGCUCAUGGCGCUGUCCUUGGCCCUCAAGGUGAACCACUCCCUGCUGCGCCUGGACCUGGACCGUGAGCCCAAGAAGGAGGCGGUCAAGAGCUUCAUCGAGACCCAGAAGGCGCUGCUGGCCGAGAUCCAGAACGGCUGCAAGCGCAACUUCGUGCUGGCGCGGGAGCGCGAGGAGAAGGAGCAGCGGCCGCAGCUGUCGGCCUCCAUGCCCGAGAUCACCGUCACCGAGCCGCCGCCGCCCGCCGCGGCGCAGAACGGGGCCCCGGGCCCCGGGCCCGGCCCGGACUCGGACUCGGAUUCAGACUCUGAGGGGGAAGACGAGGAGGAAGACGGGGAGAGGGACGAGGCCGGCGGAGACCAGAGUCCCUCGACCCCCUGCCCUGCCCUGGUGCCCCCCACAGACUCCCUGGGCCCUGGGGACAGGAGCCCCCCAGGGAGCCCCUCCUCCCCCUCUGAGCAGCGCAUCUCCGUGUCCAGCCCGGGCCGGGGCCACAAGGUGUUCGUGGUGACCCGGGUGGAGAGUCCUCCCGAGAGGGCCGAGCCCCCUGUGCCGCCCGCCCACCUCUCCCCACCCUCCUCCCCACCCUCCUCCCCCUCCUCCCCUGUGCUGCCGCCAGCUGAGGGCGACGGCCGCCAGGACCCAGGAUCACCUGAGCCGCAGCCGCAGCCGGAGACGCCUCAGCCAGGGCCGCCGCUGCCCAACGGCCUGAAGCCCGAGUUUGCCCUCGCACUGCCCCCAGAGCCGCCCCCGGGGCCCGAGGCCAAGGCGGGCAGCCGCAGCCUGGACCACGAGCUGAGCUGCCCCGAGAGCGAGAAGGAGCUGGAACAGCUGCUUCUGGAGGCCAGUCAGGAGCCGGGGCAGGAGACACUGUGACACUUUAGUUCCUUUCUUCCGCUCGGUCUGGGAGGAGCUGAGGCCAGAGCCGUGAGAAUCUGCUCACCGUCCUCGCCGCGUUCCGGGGCCCAGGACGCCAGGGGCGGGAGCCCACGACACUACCGGCGCAGGAGCCACGGGAGGCCCCGCCCUGACUUCACUUGUAUUUAUGUGCCCCUCACUCUGAGACUGGACACGGCUGGGGGUGGCCGGGAGGAGGAGGACGGGAGGCGGCGCCUGCGAGGCCGUCGGGCCGCCGGGCCGGGCCCUGUGGCGGAGGGGCCUGCCCGUGGUGGUGGGUGGUCCCCGUGAGCGGGCGCAGCACCAGGCAGGAGGCGUGGCGUGGGGGCACUGAGGUUCCUACAUCAGCCCCAGGCGGGGCGGGGGGCGGGGGGCUGGGAGUGGAGGACCAGAGCUUUCUUUCUUAAGUGCAAUAAAUCUAUCAGGGAGCGGGGGCGGAGCAGCGCGCACCCGGGACCCUGCUGCCCGGGCGUGAGGGUGCCCCGGAAGCACUACAGGCGGCGGGUGGGCGGGGCUGGGGGGGCUGCCCUGGCCGCGCAGCUCUGUCCACACCUUUUCUAAUAAACUGGGGCUGGGCUCACCUCGCCUGCUGUGCUGCCGCCGCCCCGGGCGCCCCGUGCGCCCCGUGGUCCCCAGAGGCCGGGUGGGCCGGAGCCGCUUCUCUUCCCCGGCUCUCGGGGUGCCGGCUGUGCCCUCAGCCCCGGGUGUCCUGUGCCUCGGUGCUGGCAGACGCCGCCUCGUCCCCACCAGCCCCCGACGUUCGGAUGGGAACGGGCGCGGGGCCCGCACGGCUCCCGCUCCCUGCUGCCCAGUGUGGCUGGCGCGCAGCGGGAGCGCUGAGAAGUGCCGGGAAGGCUGUAGCAAUGCCAGCCCCAGUACAGCCGGCUCCCCACAGACCUGGGGCCACAGUGGAGACUCCGUCUGGGUGCAGGGCUCACGCCACGGCCACCCCGCUGCCCUGUGGCACCCGUCCCCAGCCCUGAGCGUCCUCUGAUGCCGGCUGUAGCUGGCUGGGAGGUGGUGUGAACAUCCCGUCUGCGCCCAGCCCCCAGGAUCCCGGCAGGCCCUGGGCCAGCUGUAGCUGCGGCCUGUGGCGGAGCCCCUGGGGUGCACCCACGCCCUUGGCCCUCUGCCUACACCCCUGCACCGGGGGUGCAGGGCUCGGCCUGUUCACCUUUGUGUGUGCCUCUGGGGGCUGGAUCACAUUCCCCCCACACAGGGGACCAGGGUCUUCAGGGAGACGACCAGGCUAAAAUGGCAGCCUUGUGGGCUGCGGGCUAGAGUGAUGGGUGUCCUCUAAAGUGGGGUGGAGGCAGCCCGGCAGAGCCCCGUGGGAAGACGGGAUGCAGUGGGCGUGGAGGGCCCUGGACUGCCACCCACACCCUGGGAGCUGGGGGGGGGGGCGAGGAAGGGCGGCCUGCGGAGUGGGCCACGGUGGGCUCUCCCUCGGAGCCCCCCAGGCUUUGGCAGUCCCAGGUGUUGGGGUCCGGGUGCUGAGGGGACCUUUCACCCUCAGCCACUAGGGUGUCACCAGGUUUGGGCCCCGCAGCCCUGGCUGAACACAGGACUCCACGUGACUGCUUGGCUGUGUGCCGGCACAAGGAACAGGUGCCGCGGGACCCUUCCAGGCUCUCGUGGCUCUGUCACUCCCUAGAGCCAGCCGACAGAUGGGGGAGGGGAGAAAGCAAACAGCCCAUCUCGGGCGGAGACGGGAGCCGUCGCGCGCCCUCCGUUAGCCGCUCGGCCUCCCUCACGCGAGCUCCCAGCAGCUGCUGCUGUAGAAGGGACUCAGGGCCCUGGUGGGUGGGAGCCCGGCCACACCCAGCGGCCCAGUCGUGUGUGUGCAGCCCGCUCCAGAGCUGUGGCCUGGGCAGGCACGAGGCUCGAGUCUGCCCCCUGCUGGGCCUGGGGGUGCCCGGUCCUGCUCAGCCCCAGCCAAUCCACAGGUCAGUCGCUUCCAGCCUGGACUCAAGGUGGUAAGGAGUUCAGCUCGGGCUGGCGCUGUGGCGUAGUGGUUAAGCAUCAGCCUACAGCACCAGCAGCCCAUGUGGGCCCCAGUUCGAGUCCCAGCUGCUCCUCUUCCGAUCCAGCUCUCUGCUGUGGCCUGGGAAGGCAGUAGAAGAUGGCCCAAGUCCUUGGGCCCCUGCACCCACGUGGGAGACCAGGAAGAAGCUCCUGGCUUCGGAUCGGCGCAGCUCCGGCCGUUGCGGCCAUCUGGGGAGUGAAUCAGUGGAUGGAAGACCUCUCCCUUUUUAACUCGGCUGCUCACAUAAAUAAAUCAAUCUUUUAAAAA